Molecule: messenger RNA, 906 nt
Organism: Parastagonospora nodorum SN15
Lineage: Eukaryota; Fungi; Ascomycota; Dothideomycetes; Pleosporales; Phaeosphaeriaceae
Exons: 3
Coding region: 1-906 (301 amino acids)
Biological process (GO): DNA catabolic process
Molecular function (GO): endonuclease activity; nucleic acid binding
Source: RefSeq, a predicted model, not a curated record
AUGCUGACCAAAACGACUCUCUUCUUUGCAGCAUGGAUCGCUCCAGCAUUAGCAUGGAACACAGAUGGUUUCAUGGCCGAGACCUUCUUCACGCCCAAGACCACAUCGAUCCUCUCCCAGAUCCUCGAGUCUCAGUACAACGAGUCAGUAGGCCGUGCCGCAGCAUGGGCGGACGGCUACGCGCAUACAGCCGAAGGACGCUUCUCGUACCAAUGGCAUUGGAUAGAUACUCACGACUGGGCGCCUGAUCACUGCAGUCUGGACUACAGCCAAGAUUGUGCGAAGGGUGGCUGCGUCGUGAGUGCCAUAGCAAACCAGACGGGUAUACUGAAGGAUUGCAUAACGCAAGUGAACAGUGGCGCACUGAGCGGAGGUACGAAUUUGACAUGCUCGUAUGCUCUCAAAUGGGUCGCGCACUUCCUAGGCGACAUACACCAGCCGCUACAUGCGUCUGGGCGAGCCGCGGGUGGGAACUUUUACAAAGCAGUAUUUGGCAAUAUUUCGACCGAGCUACAUGCUGUAUGGGAUGGCUAUAUUCCUUACUACGCGGCAAACGUCAGCAAGCCGUUCUCGACCCAAUCUCUCGACCCCUUCUUCUCCGAUCUCGUGUCACGCAUACGAAAGGACCUCUUCUACGAGGCACCGUACAUGUGGCUCGCUUGUAGCGACCCAACGACACCCGAGAAGUGCGCUGCAGGCUGGGCAGUAGAAAGCAACAGAUGGACUUGUGAUUAUGUUUACAAGUAUGCAAGUAACGGUACGGACCUGGGCACCAAUGGCUAUGCUUUCGGCGCGGUUCCAAUUAUAGAAUUACAGAUCAGCAAGGCAGCACUCAGAUUGGGAACAUGGCUGAACAAAUUGGUCGACGGUGUUCAGUCGGACGAAUAUGAGAUGCAGGAGCUCUAG